This is a messenger RNA of Effrenium voratum, 684 nucleotides long. NCBI's taxonomy places the organism in Eukaryota, Dinophyceae, Suessiales, Symbiodiniaceae. The record is from the annotation of a GenBank genome assembly.
AUGAAGGUGCGGCCGAUGGAGCCCUCCGCCGCCGCGAAGCGCGCCACCCGCGUGGCCGCCUGCGCCGUGAAGUUGGAGCGAAGGCGCGCGCUUUCGGCGUUCGGCGGCGCCAGCGAUCCGCGGAAGAAGUCGUUGACGCGAUCAAGCACCAUGCCCCCGGCGGCCAUGAGGCAAGACUCGCGCCGAGCUGAGGUUGCAGCUUUCCAGACCUUCAGGCUGGGGAUGGAGAGUCGGCUCAAGGCCACCUCCGCGGUCUUCAAGGCGUCCAUGACGAUGGAAGCGGACCCCGGAGAAGGUCGCGACAAGCUUCAGGACGCCUACCGGACCUCCAUUGGUUUUCAUCCCUGUGCAAAGCUCUUGGCCCCUUUGGCUCACCCCAUCCAGAACCCGCACUCGGUGCCGGUUUGCAUGGGCGGCGGCAACGGACAGAAGUCGGCAAGUGCGCGUGCCAGGAACCAGGCGAAGGCUGAUGCGGAGAAGGGUGGUGGCGGCGGAAAGGACGGGAUGCAGAAGCGCCAGGCGCAAAUGGACCUGAAGUGCACCGUGUGCAUGCAGUGCUUCCCCAACACGCAGGUGAAGGCUGCCCAGGCGCACGCGGAGUCGAAGCACCCCAAGUCGGACUUUGCGACAUGCUUUCCCGGCCUGCUAUGGCAGUGGCCCCGCAGCGCGGCCUUUCCUCAGUGA